Canis lupus familiaris (dog) is the source of this 1236-nucleotide messenger RNA. RefSeq names its product autophagy related 101 (gene ATG101). Gene Ontology annotation, cellular component: phagophore assembly site. The transcript is spliced from 4 exons. Gene Ontology annotation, biological process: autophagy; autophagosome assembly. NCBI's taxonomy places the organism in Eukaryota, Metazoa, Chordata, Mammalia, Carnivora, Canidae. The coding region runs from base 282 to 938 and encodes 218 amino acids. The record is from RefSeq and is a predicted model, not a curated record.
GGCGGAAGUGCGGGCCCGGCGGCGCCCGAGGAGCUCGCGGCGGGGAGUGGGUCCGUCCGCCCCGCCGUCCCGUCCCCGCCGAGGCCCCGCGGCCGGCAGGCCACCCCCUGCGCUCAGUCGGGGCGCAGCUGCCGAGGGGACACCUGCGCGCGGGGAGCAGCCGGGACCUGGUCCGCGCCGGAGGGACCCGCGCUCGGCCUGUUCGGGGUGGCCCCUGGCCGGGGUGAAGCUCCCCGUCUCGGUUCCCGUCCCCCGCCCUGGUGUGGGCUGCUGGCCUCAGGAUGAACUGUCGCUCGGAGGUGCUGGAGGUGUCGGUGGAGGGGCGGCAGGUGGAGGAGGCCAUGCUGGCCGUGCUGCACACAGUGCUGCUGCACCGUAGCACAGGCAAGUUCCACUACAAGAAGGAGGGCACCUACUCCAUUGGCACCGUGGGCACCCAGGAUGUGGACUGUGACUUCAUUGACUUCACCUACGUGCGCGUCUCCUCCGAGGAGCUGGACCGUGCCUUGCGCAAGGUUGUGGGCGAAUUCAAGGACGCGCUGCGCAACUCUGGGGGUGAUGGGCUGGGGCAGAUGUCCCUGGAGUUCUACCAGAAGAAGAAGUCUCGCUGGCCUUUCUCCGACGAAUGCAUCCCCUGGGAAGUGUGGACAGUCAAGGUGCACGUGGUAGCCCUGGCCACAGAGCAGGAGCGGCAGAUCUGCCGGGAGAAGGUGGGCGAGAAGCUCUGUGAGAAGGUCAUCAACAUUGUGGAGGUGAUGAACAGGCACGAAUACUUGCCCAAGAUGCCCACACAGUCGGAGGUGGACAACGUGUUCGACACGGGCUUGCGGGAUGUGCAGCCCUACCUCUACAAGAUUUCCUUCCAGAUUACUGAUGCUCUAGGCACGUCGGUCACCACCACCAUGCGCAGGCUCAUCAAAGACACCCUGGCCCUCUAGGCCUAUGGGGGCCAUGGGCUCUCCUGGAUGGCUUGCAGACCUGGGCUUCUGGGGAUCGUACUGUUGGGCCCUUGGGGCUCUGGAACCUGCUCCAGGUCCUUGAGGAGACUUGGAAUGGCCACCCCUGGCUUCCUUGUUCUGCGGUGGCCAAUCUUUGGUCAUCCCUCUAACCUUGGCUAAUGGUCAAGUCUGGGCUUCACUGUCCCUCUAGGGCCCUAUUGGGGGGUCUCCCUUCCUCUACUGUACGGAAGAGCCAUCGCUAGGAUGCUGAAUAAAGUUGAGAAUGUGUUUAGCUUGA